This is a messenger RNA of Hevea brasiliensis (rubber tree), 1809 nucleotides long. RefSeq names its product sulfite exporter TauE/SafE family protein 3. Lineage: Eukaryota; Viridiplantae; Streptophyta; Magnoliopsida; Malpighiales; Euphorbiaceae. The transcript has 12 exons. Gene Ontology annotation, biological process: protein ubiquitination. The record is from RefSeq and is a predicted model, not a curated record. The coding region runs from base 99 to 1532 and encodes 477 amino acids. Gene Ontology annotation, cellular component: Cul4A-RING E3 ubiquitin ligase complex; membrane.
CUAAUCCCAGUGAGAAAGCAGAAAGGAUUUUUUCUUGUUUGAGAAAAUUCAGGACAAAGAGAAAAGGCGUGCGUAGUGGGUGCUAAAUUCAGGAUCUGAUGGCUGAGUUUGGAGGGAAAUGGCAGGGUUUGAGAUCAGUGUUAAUGCUGUCCUUCAACUUUCUGUUAGCUUUCGUGCUUGUUUCAGCCGAGAGAGGCUUGAAGCGAGAAUUUGCUAGAGUCCCUGAAACAGAGGAGGGUCUAUCAAGCUAUUUUCUUAAAGCCGCUGAUUUCUUAUGGCAGCCUGAUGAAUCGGGGUAUCAACACGUUUGGCCGGAAAUGAAAUUUGGUUGGCAAAUUGUUUUAGGUACUAUUAUUGGAUUCUUUGGAGCAGCAUUUGGAAGUGUAGGCGGCGUUGGUGGGGGUGGCAUUUUUGUUCCCAUGCUAAGCCUAAUUAUUGGGUUUGAUCCCAAAUCCGCAACAGCAAUCUCCAAAUGUAUGAUUAUGGGUGCAGCAGCAUCAACUGUUUACUAUAACCUUAAGCUAAGGCAUCCUACAAUUGACAUGCCCAUCAUUGACUAUGAUUUGACUCUGCUCAUCCAGCCAAUGCUCAUGCUGGGAAUUAGUAUAGGUGUUGCUUUUAACGUUAUAUUUGCAGACUGGAUGGUCACAAUACUGCUUAUUAUUCUCUUUAUGGGUACAUCAACAAAGGCAUUCUUCAAAGGUGUUGAGACAUGGAAAAAGGAAACAAUAAUGAAACAGGAGGCAGCUAAGCGUUUAGAGACAAAUGGUACUGGAGGGGCAGAAGUGGAAUACAAGCCUCUUCCUAGUGGCCCAACCAGUGGCCCUGAAAAGGACACUAAGGAAGCAGAGGUUACUAUUCUUGAAAAUGUUUAUUGGAAGGAACUUGGGCUUCUUGUUUUUGUCUGGGUUGCAUUCCUCGUAUUGCAGAUUGCAAAGAAUCAUACGUCUGCUUGUUCAACAGAAUAUUGGAUAGUAAACUUGUUGCAGAUUCCAGUUUCUGUUGGGGUGACACUGUAUGAGGCAGUGAGCCUUCACAAGGGAAGAAGAAUAAUAGCAUCCAAGGGAGAAGAUGGCACAAAUUUCAAAGUGCACCAGCUUGUACUUUACAGUGCCUGUGGUGUACUGGCUGGAGUAGUUGGUGGGCUGCUUGGACUAGGCGGAGGUUUCAUCAUGGGUCCACUAUUUUUGGAGUUGGGAAUCCCGCCUCAGGUGUCAAGUGCAACAGCCACCUUUGCAAUGACUUUCUCCUCAUCCAUGUCUGUUGUAGAAUACUACCUUCUGAAACGUUUUCCAGUUCCUUAUGCUCUUUACUUCGUAGCUGUGGCUACACUUGCUGCCUUAAUAGGACAGCACAUUGUGAGAAGGUUGAUUAUUGUGUUUGGAAGGGCAUCCCUCAUCAUCUUCAUUCUUGCUUUCACCAUAUUUGUUAGUGCAAUUUCACUAGGUGGUGUCGGCAUAUCAAACAUGAUCGGGAAGAUAGAACGUAAUGAAUACAUGGGAUUUGAGAACCUCUGCAAGUAUGAGGGGUAGAAUAUAGCAUUUUUCUUUACAAUUUUUUUCAUAUUACUUUGUUUCUGUGUUCAAGGUUCCCAGAUGCUGUAAUUAUUUGUUUAAGCUACAAAAACAUGCCUCAUGCUUUGUAAAAGUUAUUGGGCUUAGGUUAGGCGGAGAAAAGGAUGAUUACCAACCUGAUUUUAAUUCUCUUCUUAGAACUUUAUUGUAUAAGCUUUCCAUUCAUACCUUUUUUGAUUUGUUACAAUCGGCUUUGAUAAGAUUUGAAAUUGUGACUUUAAAGUUCUAGAGACAA